AUGAAGUUCCUUACUCUUAUUUCAGUAGCUUCCACAAUUGCUACCUCGUAUGCCGACUGGCAAUAUAGAACCAGACCCGAUUUGUCACCAAUUGAGUUGAACAUUACCAUCCCCGCGACAGAUGAUAAGGUUUCCCCAGGUUUUCUUUUCGCAGCCCCAUUUUCUGGCUACGACCAAGAUAACACCCAUGGACCUAGACAACCUGGUGCUUAUAUAUUCACAGACAAAGGAGAACUAGUCUGGUCAGGGUUUUCUUAUUUUGCCAAUUGGCAGGCUAACUUUCAGGCCUCCCGAAUCAACGGCGAAAACGUGCUCUUCGCUUUUGAAGGCACACACAACCCAGGUUAUGGCCACGGCCAUGGUCACAUUACUAUCCUGAACAACAGGUAUGAGACUAUUAAAGAAUUGCGUGCUGGUAACCAUAGGAUCAGUGACAAACAUGAAUUUCACGUCAAGGAUGAGAAGACCGGCUUGAUUCAAAUAUACCACCCAGUUCCAAAGGAUCUCUCUGACUACGGUGCUUCAGCAGAUCAACAAUGGAUCGUCGAUGCCAAGUUUCAAGAACUGGACCUGAGAACCAGAAAGGUUCUUUUUGAGUGGUCUUCUUUGGACCAUGUAUCACCUCACGAUUCGGUGCUUCCUAUCAACCCAUGGCAAGCAGGAAGUGGAUACAAUUCAAGUGAUGCCUGGGAUUACUUCCACAUCAAUUCAGUUGAUAAGGAUGAAAAUGGAGACUACCUAAUAUCUGCUAGAAAUGCUGCAGCCAUCUACAAGAUCAAUGGAACCGACGGAUCUAUCAUCUGGAAGCUUGGGGGACUACCUGGAAAAACAUCUUCAAAUUUCAAGGUGAAAGGAAAACCACUAACCUUUUCUUUCCAGCACCAUGCCCGCUUCUUGUCUACUUCGGAUGAUGGAUCCAAGCAAGUGUUCUCCUUUUAUGACAAUUCCGCUCACGGAACUGAGGAUCAUCGAGGUCAUGAGGUUCAUUACUCUGACCAAUCCAGUGGAAAAAUUGUUGAAGUUAACACAGAAACUAACGAGGCAACAUUACUGGCACAGUACGAUCCGCCUAGGGGACACAAUCUACUGUCCAAGUCUCAAGGAUCAACUCAAGUUCUUUCAAAUGGUAAUGUGCUUGUCAAUUGGGGUUCUGAAGGUGCCGUUACCGAAUACACGGCCGAUGGAACUCCGGUUUUCCAUGCCUAUUUUGGUACUGGCGAAUUGGGUAAACAUGUUGAAAACUACAGAGCUUUCAAGUUUGACUGGCAUGGAUAUCCAGCGGAAGCAAUUGCCUUACACUCCGAUAUAUCUCCUGAGGGAGAUACCAUCGCUUAUGUGAGUUGGAAUGGGGAUACUGAGACCUCCUACUGGAAAUUCUAUUCAAUCGAUAAAGUUUCGGAACGUCAGUUGUUGGGCAAAGUCCCUCGUCAAGGGUUCGAAACGAAGUUUAAAAUAGAGGGAGAAACUCACAGUAAGUUAGUCGUUGAAGCUUACAACGACCAACACCGCUUUUUGGCUUCAUCAGAUGUAGUUGUAUCUGAGGAACAAGUUGAGGAAAAACGAGUAGACACCAAGGCCAAAUUUCAGCACUAUUUUGCUUGGCUUGCAAAUAAAGACUAG
Molecule: messenger RNA, 1620 nt
Organism: Komagataella phaffii GS115
Lineage: Eukaryota; Fungi; Ascomycota; Pichiomycetes; Pichiales; Pichiaceae
Exons: 1
Coding region: 1-1620 (539 amino acids)
Source: RefSeq, a predicted model, not a curated record